Messenger RNA from Xenopus laevis (African clawed frog), 1846 nucleotides. It is a transcript of the gene aspn.S, whose product is annotated as asporin S homeolog. The record is from RefSeq and is a predicted model, not a curated record. The transcript is spliced from 8 exons. Lineage: Eukaryota; Metazoa; Chordata; Amphibia; Anura; Pipidae. The coding region runs from base 210 to 1349 and encodes 379 amino acids.
GUCUCCAGUACUAAAACGGGAUAAUCCGAAGAAGCAGUGCACUCAAGUAUCAUAAGCAGUGCCAAGAGCGUGUGUUUCACAUUGUGCUCAUGAUUACUGUACUGACAUAUUCCCUGUACAAAAUAAGCUGCUACAUACAGUCUUCUCAGGUGGAUUACAGUUAGGAAGAGUUUCUACAUUUUUAAGAAUUAUAUCCCUGAAACAGCACCAUGAAGGAAUAUGUGCUUUUUUAUUUCCUGGCUUUGUGCCAUGCCAAGCCAUUUAUUUUACCUCCAAAAUACAUGGCAAUGACUGACCUCAUGUUAAAAGAUAUGGAAGAUGAUGACGACGAUGACGAUGAUGACAACGAUGAUGAUAAUUCAUUGUUUCCGUUUAAAAAGAAUCUACCAGCUCGACCAACACCACCUCCAUUUGAUUUUUUUCCAACUUGUCCAUUUGGAUGUCAGUGUUACUUAAAAAUUGUUCAGUGCUCUGACCUUGGAUUGACCUCCAUUCCAAAUAAAAUUCCAUAUGACACUCGACUGUUAGACCUUCAAAACAACAAAAUAAAGGCGAUCAAAGAAAAAGAUCUACAAGGCCUCACAUCCCUUUCGGCUUUGUUUCUCAACAACAAUAAACUCUACAAGGUGCAUCCAAAGGCAUUCCAGUCCACCAAGAAACUGCGACGGUUGUACUUAUCACAUAAUCACCUUACGGAAGUACCAUCCAACCUUCCAAAAUCAUUGGCAGAGCUCAGAAUCCAUGACAACAAAGUUAAAAAAGUACAAAAGGAAGCAUUUAAAGGCAUUCAUUCAUUACAUGUUUUAGAAAUGAGUGCAAAUCCCCUUGAAAGUAAAGGAAUAGAACCUGGAGCAUUUGAUGGACUGACUGUGUUCCACAUUAGGAUUGCAGAGGCCAAAUUAACAUCAAUCCCUAAAGAUUUGCCAAAAUCAAUCUAUGAACUCCACCUUGACCACAACAAGAUUUCAGCAAUUGAACUUAAGGAUUUGUUACUAUACAAAGACCUUCAGAGACUUGGUUUAGGACAUAAUAAAAUAAAAGAUGUUGAAAACGGAAGUUUUGCUAACAUACCAAAGGUACGAGAAAUUCACUUGGAGAACAACAAACUUAGGCGAGUGCCCCCUGGACUACCAGAUUUAAAAUAUCUGCAGGUAUUGUUUCUUCACUCCAAUAAUAUUGGAAAAGUGGAUGUGAAUGAUUUUUGCCCCACAGGGCCCAAGUUGAAAAAGUCUCUCUACAGUGGUAUUAGCCUUUUCAAGAAUCCAGUAAAAUACUGGGAGGUUCAGCCAGCAACAUUCCGCUGCACACUGGGAAGAAACAGUGUCCAUCUGGGAAAUUUCCGCAAGUAGCCACAAAUAUAAGGCAUUAGCAUCACCUCCAACAGCCUCGUCAUUUUGACCUCUGGAACACGAGGGCCGUACUAAUGUGUUUACAAGACUUUUGCAUGUAUCCAUACUCCCCCAACACACACUUAUUUUCAAAUACUUGAAACCUGGUUAUCAAGAAGAAAAUCUACUUUCCAACAGGUGUAUCUUUAACUACAUUUUUAUACACAGAAUAUUCUGCAGCAGGCGAGCAGGCUGAAAGUUCUUUUACAAUUGGUGCUAACUGAAAAAAAAAGUUUUGUGUUUUUCAUAGUUAACUGUAUUAUUAUUUUAUGUAUUAUUUGUAAAGACUACAAACCUCAAAUGCUCCUAAUUAGAUAGCAAAUAUAUUAAGGACAUUGAACAAGUUACAUUUCUAUUUGUUGUAUCUAUAGUUUCAUAUUAUUGCUACUGAAACUUUGCUGCAUUAACCUGGUAAAAACUGAUAUACAUUUUUUUUUAAAUAAACAAAUUUAAUCUUC